AUGGUUCAGUCACAGGGCAAGCCAUCCAUGCCGGUUUUGCCAGGUCCAAUGCACGAGGGUAUAGCCCAGCCAAAAGAUGGACCAUCGGAUUCAUCCAACGCGGCUUCAAACGCUACCACUCAACUAACCUUGACCGGACCCCAGGACCUCCUCAACAGCACAAAGGGUCAUGACCUGCCUGGCCGAGCCUCAUUUGACAGUCUUUCGUCUGACCUCGGAAGGCCUUCUCUGUCCACCGAAGGCAACCGCUCGGUAUUCUCUCUAGCGCAGAAUUACCGCGUCGGCAACUCUUCAGAAUCGCUAGACACUGCCUACUCGGCAGAUUUGACCCUACCACCCAUCCAGCUUCCUCCCAUACAGCACCUGCCCCACCACAACCAGGACAGCGACUCUGACGAGGACACAGAUCAAGACCGAAUCGCUGCACAGCAGGCAGAAGAAGGCAGUAUCAUUGUUGAUUCCGACGACCUGGGUACUGAUGACGGUUACGGCUCUGACACAAACACCACGGCCUCCACGUCCCUGGCAGAUAGUGUGAGGGAGUUCAUCUACGAGAACGGGCGGAGAUAUCACAAGUUCCGGGAGGGCAUGUACAACUUCCCUAACGAUGAUGUGGAGCAGCAGAGGGAGGAUAUGAAGCAUCAGAUGGUCAAGCUGCUUUGUGGGAAGUUGUUCUUUGCGCCCAUUGACAGGCCGCAGCAGGUUCUGGAUAUUGGGACGGGGACGGGGAUAUGGGCCAUCGAGAUGGCGGAUGAGUUCGUGGGGGCCGAGGUGCUGGGGGUGGAUUUGAGUCCGCAUCAGCCGGACUGGGUCCCACCCAAUGUCAAGUUCAUGAUUGACGACGUGGAGAGCCCAUGGCUGCACCCGAGUAAUCAUUUUGACUAUAUCCACUCGAGGCACACGGUUAUGGCCAUCAAAGACUGGCCGAGGUUGAUGAGACGGGCGCAGGAGCCCGGGGGUUGGUUUGAAAUGCAAGAGGUGUAUCAUUUUCCGAUUUCAGUGAACGACUCGAUGCCGCCGAACCAUCCUAUCGCGCGGUACUGGUCUUUGAUCAACGAGGGUUUAGAACGGCUCGGUGUCGACUUCCACGCCGUUGCCGGGGGCAAGCUUGCGAACAAGAUGCGUGACGCUGGGUUUGUCAAUGUCACGGAGAGGGUGCUGCAGAUACCCAUUGGGACGUGGCCCAAGAACAGGAUCUUGAAAACGGUGGGAUUGUAUUGGAGGACUAUUUUGCUUGACGGCAUCCAGGCAAUUGCUCUUGGUCCCUUGACAAGAGGGCUUGGGUGGUCACAGUCGGACGUGGAGAUGCUGCUGAUGGAGGUUAGGAGAGCAUACAAGGACAACAGUUGUUUGUUGUAUAUGCCGUUUCACAUCAUCUACGGACAGAAACCGGCGUGA
Messenger RNA from Podospora anserina S mat+, 1398 nucleotides. RefSeq lists its product as uncharacterized. Gene Ontology annotation, molecular function: methyltransferase activity. The transcript is spliced from 2 exons. Lineage: Eukaryota; Fungi; Ascomycota; Sordariomycetes; Sordariales; Podosporaceae. Bases 1 to 1398 code for a protein of 465 amino acids. The record is from RefSeq and is a predicted model, not a curated record.